CCGCUACGGCGAGCGAAGUGGGCCAGAAGUGACUGAGUCCCUGCUGGAGUUUGUUGUCUGCGGUUCUGUUUGAGGGAACAACAACAACAACAACAACAUCCCGUAUAAAUCGAAAUUCAGAGCAGCACUGUAUAAUGCGGUAUAGAGGAAGGCUUGGGCAGCCCAGGAUAUGGGGCUGGUUACUGCUGUUGUCCUGCUGCCUGCUUGGUGUCCAGUCACACGGGGGCCAGCAUGAGCAAGCUGGGUCACCACAAGCAGGAGAAGCCUACCCUCCCAUCACCCGCCUGGACAGGAACAUGGUCCAGGACAAAGACCACAUCAUGGAACAUUUGGAAGGGGUCAUUGAGAAGCCAGAGGCAGACAUGACCCCACAAGAACUGCAGCUUCAUUAUUUCAAAAUGCAUGACUACGAUGGCAACAACCUGCUGGAUGGGCUUGAGCUUGCCACUGCCAUUACACAUGUACAUAAAGAGGAAAAAGGCGAGAACAGCCAGCCAAUGAAAGAGGAAGAGCUCAUCCGCCUCAUCGAUGAGGUCCUCAGAGAUGAUGACAAAAACAACGACGGUUACAUCGACUAUGCCGAGUUCGCGAGGUCCCUCGAAUAAAGCGCAGAGUGCCUACUGCCUUACUGUGAGAUCCGUUUACCUCUGAUUUACGAAUGGAAUACUGUCAGUUAUUUGUGCUUAUGCGUUUCACAUUUGCAAGCCUGCACUGUUGCUCAGAUCGAGCCCUGGAGGCCCACAGACUUGCACGGGUUAGUCUUUCACCUGUCCCAACUCAUGCACUUGAGCUCAUGAAGCACUUCAUAGUGAUCCAACAGUAAACUGUGCGAGGGUGUGAUCCUCCAGGCCUGAAUCUGAGCAGCCUGGGGCUACCUACUGUCCAUACUUCAGCCCAUCAGUAUCAAGACUGAUUGGGAAGAAAUGAUACGGGUUGUAUUGUGACACACGUGUGUGUGUGUGUGUGUUAAAGACACAGUGCAUUGCAGUCAGUACAAUGUUUUUGUAACAUCAAGUAUACCCUUUUUGUCGCCCCCUAAUGCAUAAACUGCCAAACAUGUCUGCCUGUAAACAAACAUCCUUCAUUAUAUUGCUGUAGUGUGUUUUGCAGCAAUGUUCUCAUGUAAAACAAUAGGAAAAUUUGGCAUCUGUGGUUGACAAAGAUAUGAUUCUGCCUUACAGAGAACUUGUUGAUGUAGGUAGAAAGUUACUCAUUUUACCAGCUUGGUUUAAGAUCAGUUUAUACAUUCCUGGAAUUUGUCUAGUGUUUGACUUUCGGUAUAAGAUGCUGAUUAUAGAUGGACCCAUGUGGGUAACUUCUGCCUAUUUUCAGUAUACUGUUAACUGUGUAUUGUGCCUAAGAGAGUUCACUGUUCUGAUAAAGUCCUCAUGUUUUAUCCUGACUUCACUGUGGUUAACCACUGGCUGACAUUGGUUAAGUGUUCUCUGUUUGAUGUAUGCUUGGUUAUCAUACUUAUCACAUUUCUCAGCUGAGUGCUAAUCUGGGAUCAGCACUUGUCUUUGGUUUGAGGCCCUUGAUAAGUGUAUACAUGUUCUAACUAAAUUUGCCUACCCUGGUGGUCUGGGCAUUGUGUCCCACACCAGUCAAGAGGAGUCUUUCUCAGUCUUGGUGCUGCUGCAUGCUGAAGUGAUUAUUUACACUGCAAAAAGAUAUCUUGGAAAGAGAAAUACUCUUAAAUAUAGGCAAUAAAUCUAAUGAUUCUCAUUAUGAGACUGGUGUAAGUAUGUUGUAAGGUCAUUCAACCUGUUUUUAAACAUUUUUACUUAUGUAAAGUGAAAUUUGUCUUACAACACUCGCAGGUAAUUGUGUUUGAAACAACUGCUUAAAGGAAAUAAGUUGAAUAAUCUUGUAAUGUUCUUAGAACAAUCUCAUAUUGAUGUAUAUUAUAUGUAUUGCCUGCAUUUAUGCUUUCACUUGCUACGAUGUACCAACUUUUUGCAUAUCGUCUAAUGCAUCAGACCCUAAGAUUAGGCUUGUGAGAGCACUGAGAACUUGUGUAGCUCAGCAGAUUCCCAGAACUAGGACUAGGAAAUGUGAACACAGGAUUUUACCCUCUAAUAAUGACCAGCUAUGGGUGAUGAAGGGACAUUUUAUAGGCUGCUUGAUCUUUCAUUUUCAUCAGAGGUCGAAUGUAGGCCAAGACUGUCAUUGUUCAGUUGUUACCUGAUCUAAGCUUGACUUGCUGAAAACACAGGCUAAUUUAUUUCUAAUUAUUUGUCAUUUCAUGUUAAAUAUGAAAGAUUUGUAUUUAAUAAUGUACAUGUCUUAUCAUUUUUGAAAUCUAGUUAUCUAUGAACCCAUAUAUUCUUCUUACAGAUUCCUAAUGUAAAGGAAGCCCUGUGAGGCUCAUCUGUUAAAACAGGACAUUCAGAAUGUAAACCGGACUCUGUAAAGAUGUUGUGUAUUCACAGUGUGAUGCUCAUGGAUUUGUGGAUGAAGUAAAAAUAUAAAUGGAUUAUUUUUGUGUUAGAAAAGUAUAGCAAUAAUUUAGAGAACAUCUUGUGUUUUGCAAACUGUAAUAAAAAGUUGAAAAAAG
This is a messenger RNA of Colossoma macropomum (tambaqui), 2557 nucleotides long. It is a transcript of the gene mcfd2, whose product is annotated as multiple coagulation factor deficiency 2, ER cargo receptor complex subunit. Gene Ontology annotation, molecular function: calcium ion binding. NCBI's taxonomy places the organism in Eukaryota, Metazoa, Chordata, Actinopteri, Characiformes, Serrasalmidae. The record is from RefSeq and is a predicted model, not a curated record. The transcript is spliced from 4 exons. Bases 135 to 605 code for a protein of 156 amino acids.